Zasmidium cellare ATCC 36951 is the source of this 171-nucleotide messenger RNA. RefSeq lists its product as uncharacterized. The record is from RefSeq and is a predicted model, not a curated record. Lineage: Eukaryota; Fungi; Ascomycota; Dothideomycetes; Mycosphaerellales; Mycosphaerellaceae. The transcript has a single exon. Bases 1 to 171 code for a protein of 56 amino acids.
AUGCAGCAGCUAGAGAUCUUAGGCUACGCCGGAGCACACUCAGCGAAGGUCUGCGUAGUUGACGGCCUAGGUGGCAUGGGCAAGACACAGCGCUGUUUUGAGUAUGUGCGCAAGCAGAAGGACGACCUUAGCGCAAUAUUCUGGCUAGAAGGAUCGUCAAAAGAAGCUUAG